CAGGAAAAUUGUAAACAGCUAAAUUUUCCUCCGUACCUGCACGCAUGCGAACCCCCGUCACGGGCGUGUAGUUUGUCUUCAUUUCGAUUCUUUCCCAUUUGUUCCUUUCUCGGUGUGUCUCGCGUUUUCGUGUUUUGUGAUUGCCUGCUGUACGUGUUGGGCAUGGCGUGAACAAUUAGAAUCAAUACAAGCUGGCACUUGGAAAGUGGUCAAACGCUUUUCCACCUACCGACCACUUGGUUCGUUUCUGCGAAGCAACGACAUCGCUUUUGCUGCAGGCAGCGCAGCAUACCGGUAUUGUGUGAAGCAAAAGAGUGUCGCGAGUGGUGAAUGGAAAGUGAAAAAAUAAACACGCGCCCAGGACAAAGCAAGCAGCAAGCGAAAGUUUGUGCGUUUUUAGUGCAUUCGAAGCUGCCAACAGGAUACCCCUUCGCCCCCGGUUCGGAUUCUUAAGACGUGCAGCAUGAUUGGCGAAGAGUAAGACAGCGUACAGCAGGGAGCGAUCGCUGUGUCCUGUUUCCUUCCACUGGCGUUCGAAGGAAUUUAUCGAUCCGAGUCGCGCAGCUUUUGCUUAUUUUUAGCUAUCAGUAUACUGCAACAAACAAAACAUAGUCCAGGAGGUGUCGGCUGCUCAAACACGAGCAGUACGGGAACAAUAAUCGUCAAAUAUUGCUCAAUCCAUAAAGAUAUUCACCACGAACGUCUUCGUCUUCCGGAUGAAAAACAUCUAGUGUUGUUUACUCCAAGUCGAGAACUUCCAAAGACAAAUCAACAUAUCACGUCGAGAACAACAAGUAGCACUGCGCGAAAGAACUGAUCGGAUCCCGUAACAUAUAAGCGAACGCUUAUAAACCAACCGCGCAUGUGAUCUACCAAACGAACAUCGUGUCAUCCACCUCAACUACCAGUCAAACGAUACGGGGCCGACGGACUCGAUCCUAAAAGGGGUAGCACGUCCUUACCCAUGCAGGCGAGAUCAAUCAAUCACUGUUGGAUGGAUUGACGAGAGCGGUCCGUCGCCGUACCCAUAAGGUGAUAGAUUAGCAUCAGGAGAGCGGUUGUGACUUCGCUGUCAACAACCGUGGACCGAGUUCUGGUUUGGUAGAACUAGUAAAAGUGCACAUUUUGGUAGUUGUGUGCGUGUGAGCUUCCGGUUCAACUGCCCAUUAUCAACAACGAAAACAAUACAACGAACGUGGCACAAAUCGCAGAGUGCAGAAGCUAGUUAGCUCACUGUCUUAACUAAUGCCCACGAGCGCUUUCUAAGCGGGAGGACCUAUACCGAAACACCACCAAACAGCACAAAACGACGGACAACUCAAACCCGCUACUACAAUGAAUUUACGAUAUCAGGAAACGUUUUGUAUCAUAUUUUUACUAUGCACCAGUAUUACACUCGCAGAAGACUUUGACUUCGUGCCGGAGCAGAACGAUGAUGUUGAGCCGAUUGCCGCGGAACCUACAAAAGUAGAUAGCCAACCGAAAUUAUCCAAGGCCGGUGUUCGCUGUCUGCCAACGGAAAGCACGAUCCAACUUUCUCUGAUACUCCGGGUCAAGAGCUGGAAACACGUCCAGACAAGCCUAAAGCAACGCACAAUCAGUAAGCUGGCCGAAUAUUUCUUAGUCCCCGAGGAAUCGAUCAUUGUUCGAGAUGCAACGAGUAACGACCUGCACAAGAUGGUGGAAAAGGCCCUCCAGCACGGCAAGAAACCUUCGCGGACGGUUGGAAAAUCGCUGGGUUGGAUUGGAUUUCCGGUUGGAUGCGGCGAGAAGAUGUCAUCGAGUGCCAAGGAAACGGUGCGCAACGUGAACACGCAGCUGGCCGAACUACGUGACCUUACCGGUAUGGAUUUUGGCUGGUGGAUCAUCUGGAAGGAGCAGACCGGUGGUGCGGCUGCAAGUGAUAAGAGAAUCAAGCGUGAGGUGGAUCCAGACGAUGACUACUACGACUACGACGACGAUGAAGCUGCAGAAGAUGACGAUGAAGGCGAAACGACGGAAGUUCCUCAUGCCCACCGACACCAUCACGGUUCCAGUGAGCAGUAUAGCACCAAGGCUGAGCACCACAGCUCGCCAACACACGCCACUAACAAGCAUACUACUAACAAUCCCGACCAUACGGUGGAAACGCACCAUCAUCAACAACAUCACCAUCACCAUCAGCAACAACAUCGCCAUCAUGCGAGCGCCGAGAAGCAGGCGGAACCAUGGCCGCGUGGUGGUGCUGCGACCGGGGAGCACCGGAAGUCCCCGGUAAUGGUAUCGGUAACAGCGCCAUCCAUCACUGCCGCCACCACGCAACCAUCGCAACCGAAGCGCAAGCACAACCACGGCCUGUACGAUCAGGUGAAGGAACGGUCGGCAAAAAAGCAAGCCGCAGCACUGCUCGCCCACACGCACCAGUCGGAUCGGGCCUUCCAGCCGGCGACCGAACCGUCGCAAGUGGCCGGCCACCCCUUCACGCCGCCCGAUUUGCGAGAGAGCGUGUCCCAGCUCGAGUCGACCAUCAGCAAAACGAUCGCCAACAACGAGCAGCUCAAAAAGGACGAAGAAACGCUGCUCGCCCGCAAGGCGAAGCACAAGCGCAUCGAUAUCGAGCGUAUCGUCGAGACGGAGCUGCUGCUGCCGGAAAUCGAGCGGCUGCAGGAUGAGGUGUUCCGGGACGAUUACGUGAUCGAAGAUGUCGUGCGGGGGCCCAAGUUUUACGAUUUCAGCACCCAGCCGCAGCUGGACAGGUUCGUACCGCUGGAGCCAGAGCCGGAGAAGCGACAACCGGCGACCAGCCCCACAACCACACUUCCGGCGAGUGUGAACAGAUCGCCGACCACCGUAAAGCCACAGUACGUGACAGUUGAGAAGACUGCCACACCCCCGAUGCCCACUACCUCAAAGCAAGUUCCGGCUACCACGCCGAACAGUAAGCCCAGGACGAGCCCAACCCAAGCCGUCUCCAUCUUAACCGUGCCGAGGCGACACACGGACGAAUCAUUGUUCACCACAAAGCUUCCACAUCCGGCUAUCACACCGGUGGUCAGCUCGAUUGACGCCGACGAGGAUGCACCGUCCCGAUCGGACACUACAACAACGAUAGGCACAAUCAACCCAUCCGCCCAAUCCCGUCUCGUUCCACCGACCAAACUUGACCCGACGACAACGACGACGACGACGACGACGUUGUCUUCUACUCCAGCAAGAAGUGCAGCAAAGACGACAACAAUGACAACGACCACGGCAACCGCAACGUCCACAAGAGCUAAAACGAUUCCUACGGAGUUGAUAGAGCUGCAAACUUCUCCAGCAACUAUGCCACUGACCACCACCACCACCACCACCACGGCCUCUGCCACCAGUACCACCGUUUCCGAGGAGCCAACAAAUCCCACAGCAACCACCACCACCACGCCGGCAUCUUCCGCUUCCGCUACUAACACUCGCUCUACUAACCUUUUCGCUUCCGUUCCAUUGGUGAAGAGCGAUGAUGAACCUGCGGCAUCAAGUUCCAGCACCAUCAAAACGAUCGUACCAGAAGCGACCACCGAGAAGAGCUCAACGAUAUCUUCCUUCUCUUCUGCCGUCGAGUAUUCGACGCCCUCGUCCACAACGACCGCGACGGCGACGACGACGAUCGCAGCACUUCCAGCAAUAACUUCCACGCCGGCCAGUUCGUGGCAUCUGGGCAUGGAUGAGGACGAGGAAGCGAGCUACGAGUCGAAGGAAUUUUUCGAUGAAAUCGAUUCGAAACCUUCAACAUUUGCUAAUCCUGAAAUGGCAUCCAUCUCCUCCUCCACCACUACCACCACGCACGGUAGUGAGGAUCAAGGCACGAGUGACUACACUACCACCACGGUCAGUUACGUGCCACUUACUACUACUACGACAACGCAGGAAGAGUUGAGUCGUUACGCGACGAACGUAGAUCGCUCCCCGUUCGGUAGAAAGAUAAAUGACGAAGACAUCACCGCCGACCAGGAGGAGGAAGACCAAGAAGAAGGCGAAGACAUCGACGAGGAGGAGGAGGAAGAGGACUACUUCUCGCAAGGGCCUACAUCGACGCAACGUUCUGUGUCGACCUUCACCACCCCGAAACAGGACAACGAGGAGGAGGACAAGGAACUGGAGUACGAAAACUAUGACGAUGAGUACGAUGACGAGGAGGAGGGAGCGAUCGAACUGACCACGCAGCCCGAUCCGCGUGUACUGUCAUCGACCACAACCACCGAGCGACCAAUGCCAUCGUCGACAGAGCCAAGCACUACCCCAACAACGGUAACGAUGCCCACCACAACGCCUUCCACGACCACCACCACCACCACGGAAGCACCGACGACGACAACGACUACCACAACCUCGACCACUACCACCACCACCACGACCACAACCGAGGCAUCAACUACGACCUCAACGAUGCUUACCACGGAGCUGGACGAACCGACCAACCUUCCACCGAUCAUUCGGAACCGCAUUCCAAAGCAAGCCAUCCCGGCCGGUAAAGUGUUCCGCUACCAAGUCCCGCUGGAAACAUUCCACGACAACGAGGACGGUAACAAUCUAAGCCUGGAGCUGCUGGAUGCCCGUGAUCAACCGCUCAAACCGAGCUCGUGGAUCCAGUUCAACGAAGACACGAAAGAGAUCUAUGGCCUACCGCUCGAAAAGGACGUAUCCCGUUGGCCUUACAAGCUGCGCGCUACCGACUCCGGCAAUCUUACCGUCACGGAAAAGGUGGACAUACAGGUGCAGCAGCACAAAUCGCACCGCAGCCUCAACCACGAGAUCAGCCUGGCGCUGCGCCUGAACCGCAAGUUUGCCAGCAACGUCGACUGGCACAUCGAGACGGCACGCGGCAUCUCGGUCGUGCUCGGUGACGUGACGCUGUCGAACAUUAUCGUGCGCGACAUCCGCAACAGCAUACAGGAUCCCAGCCUGGCCACGUUUGUGUACACGAACGAGACGCUGCCGAAGGAUCGCUGCCCGGAGGAGAAGCUGGACGAGCUGGUGGCGCUGCUCACCGAGGAAGCGCUCAACGAUGCGCUCAAUCCGGACAUUACGGUCAAGUCGGUGCAGGGCCAACAGAUUGCACAGUGCACCAAGGUCACGCCGCCAAAGGUGAAACCGACGCAGAGCAUUCAGCGCAACUAUGCGCCGCAAACGCGCAACCAGGUCGAUCAGGUGAACGCAACCGUGGGCCAUCUGCUCGUCUUCAAGGUGCCGGUGGACACAUUCUACGAUCCAGAAGAUGGUAACGAGCUGAAGAUGAAGCUGCUGACAACCGAUCGCAACACGCUCGAUCCCAACCACUGGCUACAGUUUGACUCGAAGAACCAGGAGUUUUACGGUGUGCCGCGAACGAAUGACAUCGGACGCAAGGAAUAUCUUUUGAUGGCGGAAGAUCGCGAAGGUCUCACAGCAACGGACGCACUGGUGGUGGUAGUCAACCCGCACCACAAGCGCGACUACAGCGUCCUGUUCGAGCUGACGCUCGACAUUAGCCACGAGCAGUUUAACACGGCCCAGGUGCAGCGGCGCUUUAUCGAACGGCUCGCGCAGGUGUUUGGCGACGCCUCGACGCACUACAUCAAGAUCCACCACAUUCGGCCGAUCCACCAUACCGGGCAGGUGCAGGUGUCCUUCUUUAACACCACGCUGAGCCGCCAGCACCAGCGCUGCCCGCAGGAGGAGAUCGAGACGCUGCGCAACAUUCUGCUCCACCAGGACAGCACGAUCCGGGCGAAGGUGCGCGAAAUAUUGGGCCAAGAGUUUAGCCUGCAGAACGUGAGCCUGGUGCCGCUGGACAACUGCCACGGGUUCGAUACGCCGCAUCACGCCACGAGCGAGCCGGAGAAGGCCGCCCCGAAACCGAUCUCGAAGGACGACUACCUGCUUACGUUCGUGCUGCCGUCGGUGAUCAUCAUCGUGAUGCUGCUGAUCGCCGCCAUCAUUGCGUGCAUUCUGUACAAGCGCCGGCUGACCGGCAAGAUGGAGCUCGAAUAUAUCAAUUUCAAACCUAUCGCCUCCUCCUCCUCGUCCAAUCCCCAAGGUACUGACGAAGAGCGCAAGUCGUUCCGGUCGAAGGGCAUCCCGGUGAUCUUCCAGGACGAGCUGGACGAGAAGCCGGAGAUCGGCAACAAGUCGCCGGUGAUACUGAAGGACGAGAAGCCCCCGCUAUUGCCACCGUCCUACAGCAGUACCAACCACGAUGGCGAUAACGAGGACGUCGAUGAGUACGUGCCACCGCAGCCGGUGAUCGUUGGUGGGCGCGAAUCGCGCGGCAAAUCGCCCGUCACACCAUCCUACCGGCGGCCGCCACCGUACGUGUCACCAUAGGCCCGGCGUCCACCACCGCCCCACCAAGGAGACAGCAGCAUUCACUAACUAUUUGUUCGCAAAACAAGGGGCAGGGACUGCGUAUGGUGCGCGCGAGCAUCGCCAUUUCACUAUUUGUUCCGUUUAGUUGUACUGACACUUCUCGAUUUUUUGUGACAAACAAUCUACGUUUAUGUGUGUGUUUUUUGUUCUUUUUGUCAUCUAAUUUUUGCACUCGAUUUACCAAUUACCACCAAACACCAAAAAAACGGAAAAGAAAACAUUAGAGAGAGAGAGAAGAAGGAAAACACAAACAGUAAUUAAAAGGCGCGAUCGUGUAGCGCUUUAACAAGAGAAGCAGAUCGUUACAACCGGUUAUGAUAAGGUAGGGUUUCUGUGUGUUCUAAGAAUUCGUUCAGGAAGGGUUAAAAGAAGAUAGCUUUGAUGAUAGUACGUGAUAUACGAGCAACAAUACAAAAAAACGUUUUUUCUAAUUUAACAAAAGAGUGCAAGACGUAGUUCAGCGGCGAAAUUGAAUUGUUUGGAAAAUUAUACAAAUUAUGGCGCUAUUACAAUGCUAAAGUAGUAGUUGCAGCGCUUUAAAGUGUAUAAUUUUUGGUACAAUUUCAAUCGUGUGGAGGUUUUGUAUGCUUUUCUUCCUCUUUGUAUUUCUCUCAUUUGCUCGUAAGUCUGUCUCCGAACAAUCAACCGGGUAAACUCCGGGACUGGCUUUGUAAGCAAGGCUGGCUGGCUGGCUGGCUGGCGUGUGUCAGGACUUUAUGGAAUGCCGUUUGGUUUUUCCACCAAUAAUUCCUCACUCGCAGUUCGCAAUAGAGAGAAAGGGAGAGAGUAUGAUAAGGGAAAAAGUGGCAUUUGAAUGGGAACACAGGAUUUAAAAAUAAAUUAAACAAAAACACAAGGAGAGACGCAGGGAUAAUGUGAACACAUGGACGUCAAACGGAACGGAUAUAAUCGUGAACAGUCGCGCUUGAUUGACGAGAAGCGAGCGAAUGGUUAGUUUAUAAGGAGAGAACGAGCACAGAAAAGAAGAUAAAGAGGAGAGAGAGAGCGAGAGCAGAAGAGAAAAGAAUCAAUUUAUAGUCAUUUACAAAGCGUUUCAGUAGUAGCUUAGGUACGUGUAGUAGUGUUUAAAAAUUCAGUUAAGUUCAUGUAAGCCCCCCUUACUGUUUCCGACCGAAGCGGCUACACACGGCUUCCUUUUUGCCCACGCGGACCAUUUAAUGAACAAACAAACAAAGGGAAACAAAAGGCAAGAGAAGUUGGUUAGGACAUACCGCGCGGGUUUGCUCUUUUUGCCAGUUUGCUUUACAACUACACGCGAUCCUUCCUUGAACAACGGUGAAUAAAUCGGUUGCGUCGCGCAAUGCGCCCGUUUGUUGGCUUCCCACGUUGUUCCACUCCUACCCAAACACACACACAUUUAUGGUACCGCACCACUAACGCACAAUCAUUCACGAUGCAGGGUAUGAUGAUAAACGAAUGGAGGAAGUAGAGGUGAGACCCGUUGUUGCUGUGUCAAGAGACUGGUUCAAAGAGGGGAAACUCGGGCGAACGGGACACGAUCGCAAGGAUGAUGCUUAGAGAUGACUGCAUAAACGACAGAAACGCUACGCUAAGCCUUCUCUUUGAAGAACCAGCUUUCCACACAGAUUACAAAUUUUGAAUGAGCUUACUUCGAAAUAGAGAAGAUAGAGAAGCGGGGACGUUUUACAGAUUUUUGCAAAAUACACACCGUUCUUUGUUACAGGCCAGAUAGACCCACGGAAAGGAGGUAGAUAUGGAAUUUGUUCCGGUGUUUUGUAUCGCAAUAUGCGUUUUCUUUUGCCAGUUGCCAUAAAUGCGUACCAUUUUGAGAUUUCCAACCGAUGCAGUUAAUAUUGGCCAUAGCUAUAGCAUAGUGUGGAGCAAAUCUGAUCUGAGGAUCACUGAUCUCAGAGCAGCUUUCAGCCAAUUUUUCCUAUACUUUCCCUCCUCACGCUUUCUAAUGCCGCUGCUGUUAGGUAGAACGCAUGUUCGCGAAGUGCAAGACUCCUUUUGAAUGCUUCUGUCUGUUGUAUCGAUUUUACGCUCAUUUUCCCAUACCACUUAACUUAAAUUGUAAUAUUCGACAUCAAGAAAGAAGCUAAAACGAAAGGAAAAUUGAUGUUAAUAAUUAGAUAAUGAGCAAUGUAGCAGUGCUUUCAUAUACCUUCAUUUUUACCAUUCACCAUCAAUGCAAUCAUUAGAGGGCCAUAUCAUUUCGGAAGCGCUUUCCUUAUACGAACAAUUUGUAAUACAAACACUCCAACUGAUAGAUACAGCCGCAAACAAACAAAACACAAAAAGAUAGAAGGAAACAGUUAAGCAAACCAAAAAAACACCUCUACUCUACGGUGAUAACCGAACACAGUUUAAUUGUGGUAUUAUUCCUAACUACCCAUUUUAAAAGCAACACAUUUUGAUACAUAUUCUCUUAGUGUGUGCACACUACUUGUCACUACUACUUGUUCUGCAAUUGAUUUGUUUUUUUUU
Molecule: messenger RNA, 8832 nt
Organism: Anopheles coluzzii
Lineage: Eukaryota; Metazoa; Arthropoda; Insecta; Diptera; Culicidae
Gene: Dg
Exons: 17
Coding region: 1336-6321 (1661 amino acids)
Biological process (GO): morphogenesis of an epithelium; muscle attachment; nerve development
Cellular component (GO): dystroglycan complex; sarcolemma; dystrophin-associated glycoprotein complex
Molecular function (GO): laminin binding; calcium ion binding
Source: RefSeq, a predicted model, not a curated record